Epinephelus lanceolatus (giant grouper) is the source of this 2424-nucleotide messenger RNA. It is a transcript of the gene slc17a7a, whose product is annotated as solute carrier family 17 member 7a. The record is from RefSeq and is a predicted model, not a curated record. Lineage: Eukaryota; Metazoa; Chordata; Actinopteri; Perciformes; Serranidae. Gene Ontology annotation, cellular component: synaptic vesicle membrane; excitatory synapse. Gene Ontology annotation, biological process: regulation of synapse structure or activity; neurotransmitter loading into synaptic vesicle; synaptic transmission, glutamatergic. Gene Ontology annotation, molecular function: neurotransmitter transmembrane transporter activity; L-glutamate transmembrane transporter activity.
UGCGCGUUCAGGCAGGAUAGGAGGGCGCGCGGGACAUCAGCACACCGGCCGGGUCAAGAAGCUGCAAGGAUGGAGAUCCGACCAGACAGGUUUAAGGCGGUCGCGGGCAAAACUCUGGGGAAAAUUCACAGGCUGAUUGAGAAGCGGCAGCCCAAUGGAGAAACCAUUGAAUUGUCAGCGGAGGGCCGUCCUGAGCUGGUGGAGGAGAAGGAGCUGCCGGUGGUGGACUGUACCUGCUUCGGCCUACCGAGGCGGUACAUCAUCGCCAUCCUGUCUGGCUUGGGAUUCUGCAUCUCUUUUGGUAUCCGGUGUAACCUGGGUGUGGCCAUUGUAAGCAUGGUCAACGACCACACUGUCUACAAAGGCAACAAGGAAGUACUUGUGGCUGCACAGUUCACCUGGGACCCUGAGACGGUGGGGAUGAUCCACGGCUCCUUCUUCUGGGGCUACAUCGUCACACAGAUCCCGGGUGGCUUUAUAUGUCAAAAAUUUGCAGCCAACAGAGUAUUUGGCUUUGCCAUAGUGGCCACAUCAACUCUCAACAUGCUGAUUCCAUCUGCUGCUCGCUGCCAUUACAGCUGCGUCAUACUGGUCAGGAUAUGCCAGGGCCUUGUUGAGGGUGUAUCAUACCCAGCCUGCCACGGGAUCUGGGCCAAGUGGGCACCUCCUCUUGAAAGAAGUCGAUUAGCCACAACAGCCUUUUGUGGAUCCUAUGCAGGGGCGGUGGUGGCCAUGCCUUUAGCUGGGAUACUGGUGCAAUACACUGGGUGGCCUUCAGUAUUCUAUGUCUAUGGCAGCUUUGGGAUAUUCUGGUAUCUGUUCUGGGUUCUGGUGUCAUAUGAGAGUCCCGCAGCCCAUCCCACCAUCACACCAGAGGAGAGGAAGUACAUUGAAGAUGCAAUCGGAGAGUCUGCAGCAUUUCUUAAUCCUCUCCAAAAAUUUAAAACCCCAUGGAGACACUUCUUCACCUCCAUGCCAGUCUACGCCAUCAUUGUGGCCAACUUCUGCAGGAGCUGGACCUUUUACCUGCUGCUCAUCAGCCAGCCAGCCUACUUUGAAGAAGUCUUUGGCUUUGAGAUCAGCAAGGUGGGCAUGGUGUCAGCUUUGCCCCAUCUGGUGAUGACCAUCAUUGUGCCUGUUGGAGGCCAGUUGGCAGACUACCUGAGAACCCACAACCUGAUGUCCACCACCAACGUCAGGAAGCUCAUGAACUGUGGAGGUUUUGGGAUGGAGGCCACCCUCCUGCUGGUGGUGGGAUACUCUCAUUCAAAAGGUGUUGCCAUUUCCUUUUUGGUCCUCGCUGUGGGUUUCAGUGGAUUUGCCAUCUCAGGGUUUAAUGUCAAUCACUUGGAUAUCGCCCCUCGAUAUGCCAGCAUACUGAUGGGCAUCUCAAACGGGGUGGGAACACUAUCUGGAAUGGUGUGUCCUCUCAUAGUGGGAGCCAUGACCAAACACAAGACACGUGAAGAGUGGCAGUAUGUCUUCCUUAUAGCUUCCCUCGUUCAUUAUGGAGGAGUGGUUUUCUAUGGACUCUUUGCAUCGGGAGAAAAGCAAGCAUGGGCGGACAUAGAGGACACGAGUGAGGAGAAGUGCGGUAUUAUAGAUGAGGAUGAACUGGCCAAUGAAACAGAGGAGCUCUACCGUGGAGGUGGGCAAUACGGGGCCAUAAACCAACCAGUUGUUGGAUCCAACGGAGGAGGGGCAGGAGGAGGAGGAGCUGGUUCUGGAUGGGUGUCGGACUGGGAUAAGUCUGAGGAGUACGUGCAGCCACCUGGAUACAACUCUUAUAUGUACGGUGGAGAAGAGGAGAGGGAGCUGACAUAGAAGAUCAACGUGAUAUGAGUUUAAAAACAAGAUAAAGAAAAGAGGAAGAUUGUUUUUGGAAGGGGAUUGUAAGAAAGUCACUGCUUUACUGAAUGGACCUGCUGUGUGCUUUUGUACAUUAUUAACGAUUGCACAUAUCAAAAGUAUGCAUCUGAUUAAUUCCAGUGUGUGUGUGUGUGUGUGUGUGUGUGUGUGUGCGUGCAUGCGUGCGUGCGUGCGUGCAAGUGUUUGUGUGUGUGUAGGCACGUGCAUGCAAGUGUUAGAGUGAUCAAUGUACACAAACACACACAGUAUUCAUUAGCGAAAACUGAACUCAUAUUCCAGACUUCCUUCCUGCUCCUGAGCUCGUUGUGAUUGGUCAGGUGUUCUGUUUCCACGACAUCAGUGAGGAGAUUCUAUCUGUGCGUGUGUGUGUAUAUGUGUGUGUGUGGUGGACUUUUUGCCUGUACAGCAACUCUCUCAAGCCACUGGCAUUGUGUUGUAUUUAAAGUUUUAUGUGUAAGCCACACAUUUAGGUUUUUUUUUUUUUUGCUGGGAAAGCACCUUUGGGGCCUCAGUUUGGAAACACAAAGGUUUGGUUUGGCAAAAUCAAAAGACUUG